Ochotona princeps (American pika) is the source of this 6258-nucleotide messenger RNA. RefSeq names its product C-type lectin domain containing 16A (gene CLEC16A). Bases 194 to 3445 code for a protein of 1083 amino acids. The transcript is spliced from 24 exons. The record is from RefSeq and is a predicted model, not a curated record. NCBI's taxonomy places the organism in Eukaryota, Metazoa, Chordata, Mammalia, Lagomorpha, Ochotonidae. Gene Ontology annotation, cellular component: endolysosome membrane; late endosome. Gene Ontology annotation, biological process: endosome to lysosome transport; endosomal transport; regulation of autophagosome maturation.
CUCACUGGCGGCCGUAAAGCGCGGCGGCCGAACGGCCGGUUCCGGCUGAAUGUCAGUGCGGGGCUGAGGGCCGGGGAGAAAGGUGGUUGGCGGUCUCUUUACCGCCUCCGCUGGAGCUGCCGCCGCGGGCGCCAGGCCGCUUGGCCGCUGGGGCAUGAGACCGUGAGGCGAGCGCCGGGCCGGGGCCGCCGACAUGUUUGGCCGCUCGCGGAGCUGGGUGGGCGGGGGCCAUGGCAAGUCCUCUCGCAACAUCCAUUCUUUGGACCACCUCAAGUAUCUGUACCACGUAUUGACCAAAAACACCACAGUCACAGAACAGAACCGGAACCUGCUGGUGGAGACCAUCCGUUCCAUCACCGAGAUCUUAAUUUGGGGAGAUCAAAAUGACAGCUCGGUGUUUGACUUCUUCCUGGAGAAGAACAUGUUCGUUUUCUUCUUGAACAUCCUGCGGCAGAAGUCGGGCCGCUAUGUGUGUGUCCAGCUGCUGCAGACCUUGAACAUCCUCUUUGAAAACAUCAGUCACGAGACCUCACUUUAUUAUUUGCUUUCUAACAACUAUGUGAAUUCUAUCAUUGUCCAUAAAUUUGACUUUUCUGAUGAGGAGAUUAUGGCGUAUUACAUCUCGUUCCUGAAAACCCUUUCCUUAAAGCUCAACAACCACACCGUCCAUUUCUUCUACAAUGAGCACACCAAUGACUUUGCCCUAUACACAGAAGCCAUCAAGUUUUUCAACCACCCCGAAAGCAUGGUUAGAAUUGCUGUAAGAACCAUAACUUUGAAUGUCUAUAAAGUGGAUAACCAGGCCAUGCUGCACUACAUCAGAGAUAAAACUGCUGUCCCUUACUUCUCCAACUUGGUCUGGUUCAUCGGGAGCCACGUGAUCGAACUUGAUAACUGUGUGCAGACUGAUGAGGAGCACCGGAACCGGGGGAAACUGAGUGACCUGGUGGCCGAGCACCUGGACCACCUGCACUAUCUCAACGACAUCCUGAUCAUCAACUGUGAGUUCCUCAACGAUGUGCUCACUGACCACCUGCUCAAUAGGCUCUUCCUGCCGCUCUACGUGUACUCCCUGGAGAACCAGGACAAGGGAGGAGAGCGACCGAAGAUCAGCUUGCCAGUGUCUCUCUAUUUGCUGUCGCAGGUCUUCCUAAUUAUCCAUCACGCACCACUGGUGAACUCGUUAGCUGAAGUCAUUCUCAAUGGCGAUCUGUCUGAAAUGUACGCCAAGACUGAACUGGAUAUUCAGAGAAGCUCUGCCAAGCCCAGCAUUCGGUGUUUCACUAAACCUCCCGAGACACUUGAACGGUCCCUUGAGAUGAACAAGCACAAGGGCAAGAGGCGGGUACAAAAGAGACCCAAUUACAAAAACGUUGGGGAGGAAGAAGACGAGGAGAAAGGGCCCACUGAGGAUGCCCAGGAAGAUGCUGAGAAGGCUAAAGGUACAGAGGGUGGUCCUGCAGGCAUGAAGACGAGUGGAGAGAGUGAAGAGAUCGAGAUGGUGAUCAUGGAGCGGAGCAAGCUCUCGGAGCUGGCCACUGGCUGCUCCGUGCAGGAGCAGAACACCACGGACGAGGAGAAGAGCGCUGCAGCCACGAGUUGCGAGAGCCUGCAGUGCAGCAGACCUUUCCUGGAUAUGGUGUACCAUGCCCUGGACAGCCCAGAUGAUGAUUACCACGCCCUCUUUGUGCUCUGCCUCCUCUAUGCCAUGUCUCACAACAAAGGGAUGGACCCUGAAAAAUUAGAGCGAAUCCAGCUGCCGGUGCCAAAUGUGGCUGAGAAGACCACCUACAACCACCUGCUGGCCGAGAGACUCAUCAGGAUCAUGAACAACGCUGCCCAGCCAGAUGGGAAGAUCCGGUUGGCGACACUAGAGCUGAGCUGCCUGCUCCUGAAGCAACAAGUCCUGACCAGCUGCGGCUGCAUCAUCAAGGAUGUGCACCUGGCCUGCCUGGAGGGCGCGAGGGAAGAAAGUGUUCACCUGGUUCGGCAUUUUUACAAGGGAGAGGAAAUUUUUUUGGACAUGUUUGAAGAUGAAUAUAGGAGCAUGACAAUGAAGCCCAUGAAUGUGGAGUAUCUCAUGAUGGACGCCUCCAUCCUGCUGCCCCCGACGGGCACGCCGUUGACGGGCAUUGACUUCGUGAAGCGGCUGCCGUGUGGCGACGUGGAGAAGACCCGGCGGGCCAUCCGGGUGUUCUUCAUGCUGCGAUCCCUGUCGCUGCAGCUGCGAGGCGAGCCUGAGACCCAGCUGCCGCUGACUCGGGAGGAGGACCUGAUCAAAACCGAUGACGUCCUGGAUCUGAACAACAGCGACUUGAUUGCAUGCACAGUCAUCACCAAGGAUGGUGGCAUGGUCCAGCGCUUCCUGGCUGUUGAUAUCUACCAGAUGAGCUUGGUGGAGCCCGAUGUGUCCAGGCUGGGCUGGGGAGUGGUCAAGUUUGCAGGUCUGCUACAGGACAUGCAGGUGACUGGUGUGGAGGACGACAGCCGCGCCCUCAACAUCACCAUCCACAAGCCGGCAUCCAGCCCCCACUCCAAGCCCUUCCCCAUCCUCCAGGCCACCUUCAUCUUCUCGGACCACAUCCGCUGCAUCAUUGCCAAGCAGCGCCUGGCCAAGGGCCGCAUCCAGGCACGCCGCAUGAAGAUGCAAAGGAUAGCUGCCCUCCUGGACCUCCCAAUCCAGCCAACAACCGAAGUCCUGGGAUUUGGCCUUGGCUCCUCCACUUCCACCCAGCACCUGCCUUUCCGCUUCUAUGACCAGGGCCGCCGGGGCAGCAGUGACCCCACAGUCCAGCGAUCAGUGUUCGCGUCUGUGGACAAGGUGCCAGGCUUCGCAGUGGCUCAAUGCAUAAACCAGCACAGCUCACCCUCCCUGUCCUCGCCGUCGCCGCCAUCCGCCAGCGGGAGCCCCAGCGGCAGCACCAGCCACUGCGACUCAGGAGGCGCCAGCUCAUCCUCCACCCCCUCUGCCGCCCAGAGUCCAGCAGGAGUGGCAGGAAAGGACGCCGGCGAGUGUUCAGCCUGUCGGAGGCCGACAGUCACGGCGGCCACUGGGUUUAGUGCUUCGACCAGCAGCUGCCACGGCAACCCACGCACACUCAAUUCAGAUGCCCCCACGACUCCAGAACAGCCUCAGCCACACCUUCCUGACCAGCUGGUGAUCGUCAAUGAAACAGAAGCAAACUCCAAGCCCAGCAAGAGCUUGGCCAGGGGCACAGAAGUGGAGACAGCCCACCUGUCCCCCAGCCUGCUCCCCGCACAGCAGCCCACCAUCUCCCUGCUCUAUGAAGACACCACCGACUCGCUGAGUGUCGACUCACUGACCCUCGUGCCACCUGUUGACCCUCACAGCCUCCACAGCCUCACGGGCAUGCCCCUACCUCCCAUGCCCGCUGCAGGGUGCAUGGUAGCCCAGGAUGAGGAGGCUGCAUGCACUGAACACUAAGUUGGCACCAGGAUCUCUCCUGGUGCAUAUGGCCCCACUGGUAGGGACUCCAGUGCAGGCAAUCAGCAAGACCCUGGGGGAACACCCACAGGCCUGCAUGGCUGCAUCACCUCUCCCUUGCCCCUCACAUUCAAGACAGCGUGCUCAGCAUUGAAUUUCUUUCUCAUUGUGCAUGUCUGCAGGAACAGGCUUGUCCAGCAAAGGUGGACAGCGGCGAUGGCUGCAGCUCAGAGCUGGCAGCCCCAGGGGCAGGACCCACCGGCACCCCUCCCUCCCUCCAGGCCUCAUGUGUCCCAGCCUCCAUGGGCCCAGGAGGACCCGGCUCAGAAGCUGAUAGAAAAGCGCACAUAGACCAACAUCUCCUUUGGCUAUUUAUUUCUGCCUUUGGCAAUAGAUGAAACGUGAUUAUUUAAAAAGCAUCCAUGUGGGAAGAAGUCAAAAAAAAAAAAAACCAACCCCACAGUUUGAUGCUGUGUGAAAAGUGUAAUAAUACUGUUAAGAUUUUGUUUUUGUUUUCCCUUGAACUUCCAAUAUUUUUCCCCUGUAGAGUUCUCAGCAUAACUUUCCCCAUUUUAAAAACUGGUUCUUAUUAUCUCCAUGUUGCUGCCUAACUCUGCAAGCCUGUGGAACAUUUAAGUACCUUCCUGAAAAGUUCAGAUGCUCUUUGAACCAAAAGUUAGGGAGACACCCAUAUUCUCAGGUACACACAGGCUCAGGAAGGUGGAUUUUCGGCCUAAUCGAGAGCUUUCCAUGCAAAGCAAGACCACAGCAGCUCCCGCUGCCCACUCCUCCUGCACCUCUGCCCACUGAAACCAAGCAGGGGCUGAUUGCUGGCACCCAUGGCACCUGUUGCCUCAUUGUUGUGUGUAAGACAGCGCCUACUGUUUUCACGGAGACUGCAGACCCUUAGCUAUAGUGGAAAUGGCUCAGGGGAGCCAUUCUGUGCCAGCUCCCAGGACAAAGCCCCUUCUCAAGUGAAAGCCCUGUCGGUUCUGGACGCACAGGCAAGACCCCCAAGGUGUCCCUCUGCACUUGGCGGCCUGUGCUCGGUGACAAGACCUUCCCCAGCCCUCCAUGGAUGUGUUCACCAGGGUGUCCACCCAAGCCCAGCUCAUCAGCAGGCAGCCUCAGGUGAUGCUCUGAGGUGCCACCAGCCACUUGUCCCCAGAGUGCCAUCCUCUCAUCCCUCUGCCCAACCAGCAGCAUCAGGCAGCAUCUGCCAAGAUCAGAUCCCAGCUUCAGGAAGAAUGCAGUCAUCGCCCCAGGCCUCAAACGCCCCCAGCAGGGGCCCACCUGGCUCCCACCUUUGCUGGAGCAGAGAAGCGUCCCAGUAGCAAGGAGGUAGCUGGGCCCAGUGAGAAGGGGAAGAGUGAUCAUUGGGACCAGAACCCACAGCGAUACAGCACCUGCACCUCCAGCACCCAGCCAUGGGUCUUGUUUGAUCUCUCGUGGAGGUCAGUGGACAUGGGAACAGACCUGCGCCUGACCACCCACACCCAGUUUUAAAUGCCUGUGUUCUUGACAGCAGAGAUGAGAGUAGCCUAUGGCUUCCCCACCCAGCGCACUUCUGUGAAGAAAGGUCUGGAGCCCCAGCAGGCAUGCCCAGGCCCUUUGGGACCUCCAGCCUACCACGUAAAUCCAGUGCUUCCAGCUCUCACUGAGAAUGGCCACAGCAGGGUGACAGCAAGCCUGGGAGGACCAACCAUUGUGUGCCAGGGUUCCUGCCUUAUCCUCAAGGACAGGAACAGGGUUCCCAGGCCUUGCCUCUGCGGGGGCUGGCAGCUCACUUAGCAGGUAAGGGGUGGGUCCCAGGCACCGCGUGGAAACAGGAGCAUGCAUCCUUGUAUUAGGAGAUCUGAGAGUCAGAAGGGGUGGGGGUGGAGGUAGCCAGCCUUGGGCCCUGUGCAAAGACCCUGUCUCCACUGAUCGGGUGGAGCGGCUGCAGGUGCAUCUUCAGGAAUGCUGACACACCAGGCAGCCCUCACGGACAGAACACACUGGCUGGCCCACAUGGGGCUCCAAGGAUGAAGCCAGGAGGGUGUACGAGAGCCACCCUGGGGCUAGGACCCCUCCAUGUCGCUGCAGGGCAUUCACCACCCACCCUGAUCCCCCUCCCCACGUUGCCUGUGGGUCUUACUGGGUUUGUUGAGUUGGAGCUAGCUUUGCCAUGUGACUCUAUACCUGGGUUUUGAGGGUUGCUGUGGAGGCAUGCACAUCCCUUUUCUGCUUUGGAGGUUUGGGCAUGCCAGGGCUCCUCUGCAGACAGGUCACAGAGCAAGGGGAGGGGCCUCUCUGCAGGAGCAGGGGCCAGCUGCAAAGCCAGGCUGGGGUGGAGUGGGGGUAAGGCCAGCCCUCCAGUAAGCAGCAGGCGCCUCGCCUCGCCUGCUGACCACAGGGGGCUACCUCCUACACCCCAGCCUCUGGAGCAACAAGCCAUCCGGGGACAGACCACCCAUGCCUCUGAACACGCACUGCAUUUCUCCAAGGCAUAGAGGUACGGGACAAGCCGACUCUGGUCCUCUCAUAGAUGCAAUAAGUAUGAGCUGUUGGAUGCAGUCAUGCUGACAUCAGGCAGCAAUGAUUUGAAUUCCCUGUGUUUCCUUGAACUGAGACUAUGUAAAUAACUUGUCCCAGGAAGAGGCAAGGGCUGGGACAACGCAGCACUCCUGGGCCUCUGGGCUGUUCUUGGGAAGUACCCGUGUCUGCCCGUGUGACUCAUGCUUCGUGGGUACUGAACAUGAGGGUGGAAAUGAAAACUGGAACUUCCUUGUAAAUUUGAUCUUGGCAAUAAAAGAGAAAAAGGCUACCAAGAA